This is a messenger RNA of Strongylocentrotus purpuratus (purple sea urchin), 4073 nucleotides long. RefSeq lists its product as uncharacterized. Gene Ontology annotation, molecular function: zinc ion binding. The coding region runs from base 51 to 2438 and encodes 795 amino acids. NCBI's taxonomy places the organism in Eukaryota, Metazoa, Echinodermata, Echinoidea, Camarodonta, Strongylocentrotidae. The record is from RefSeq and is a predicted model, not a curated record. The transcript is spliced from 8 exons.
GAAAGAUUCUGUGCGAAAUUCCACUUUUCAUAGUGUUCUGUGGACUGGAGAUGGCUAAUUUCAAAUGUGAAUGCGAGACACUUGAUCCUCAGAAUACUAUCCUGAAGGACUACUUGCCGACGGGAUACGACUACAGGCUGUGUCUCUUCGAAGCUCCAGAAGACAAUUCCGAGAACUUCAAGGCCAGUUUUCGGAUCAAGCUGUCGACACGUGACAAGGUGGAGGCCUGGUUCAAGGCCCUGCAGGAGAAGUCAGCUACGACGUGGAGAGUGAGGAAGACCUACCCCUGCAAUCAUGGCAUUGGAGCUAGGAAUAAGAAUAUAUUCAGGUUGGACUACGGCUGCCAUCAUAACACUCGUCCCAAACCCAAAGGUGAACCUAGGAAAUCCUCCAAGCACACAUCAUGCAGUGCUACAGUUUACCUCGUAGUAAAGAGACAAGCCGACGAGAGAGGAAGAGUCAGUCGGUCAUCAGACCCGCACAUUCGGAUGGGCUACCUCACGAGGUGCACGAUCAACAACUCCCACAACCACGCCAUUAGGAGCGCAGAGGCGAUGCGCAGACGUGACGUCUCUCAGGAGACCCGUGGCAGGCUCCUGAAGCUCUACGAGGAAGGGUAUAAGCCCUCGGCGGCCCUGGAGGCCCUGAAGCUACGACUGCAAGAGGAAUACGGGUCAGACUAUGCUCAGAAGUCAGCGGAUAGAUCGGUGUGCCCUGAUGUUCAGUACUGCUUUAGGUUGUACUACUCCCUGUACAAGCAAGAUACCCCUAAAAAGAUACGAAAGACUCUUCUAAAAGCGAUUGAAACAAAGUUGCGACUCAACGACAUCAACGACAACUACUUCAAGAUGGCUACCACGGCGGAAGGUCAUGCCGUCGUCGUGAUCUGCUCCGCCUCCAUGCAGAGAGUUCACGAGUUCUGGCCGACCAGCAAAGAGCUGUGCUACCUGGACACGUUCGAAGGUCUGGAGAGGCAGAACUGGAGGGUCACUGUCCUCCUGACACCGAGCCCCAUCGGGGAACUUCCUCUAGGGAUUCUGAUGUCUUCCUCAGGGUCUUCGGAAACACUGUCUCUAGGGCUGCAGCUCCUGCAUAAGCUGUUGCCGAAGUUCUCCUACUACGAGCGCGGACAUAGCGGACCGAGCGUGGUGAUCACCAGAGAGGAUGCGGAAGAGCAAUUGACCCUGCAUAAGGUGUACCCGACGGCGGAACUGCUCGUCAACCCUCAGGCUCUCAUCCAAUCCGCAAAGGACUGGUUGUGGAAUCCGGUGAACAGUGUCAGCAAGGCUGAUCGCCAGGAGCUUCUGCGACAUCUCAGGGCCGUCAUCGAGGCGAGGACGCCAGACGAUCUGAACUCCAUCUAUGAGCUUGCGAGACAGGACGCGGAGAAUCGGACGCAUCUUAACUUUGUGGAGUUCCUGGACAAUCUUUACGAGCGCAGGGAGAUGUGGUCUUUGGCCCUCAAGAGCAGUCCUGCCUUGUUGAACAACCGUGUCUUAGGGACUGUCAAGGUACCUAUGGAGAAAAUACUGCAGAAGGUCAAAGGUUACAACAUCCUGCGGUUGGUUGAUGACCUGCUGAACCGUCUCGGUCCUUACUACGAGCGCAAGCUCAUUGACGCAGGAAACAACGGGUCGGAACGAGUCACCUUUGCAUCGUAUCCAACAGACUUGCUCGGCCCGGAGACCACCGUGAAGAAGGUGAAUGAGAUAGACUACGAAGUCCUCGUUGACACGUCAAACGGUCAGAACCUAUCCUGCUUUCACAUCAACAUGGAGCAUGGUCUGUGCAGCUGUCACGAGGAACAGGGGCGUAUCCCGUGUCUACACCAGAUGGCGGUGUACAAGAAGUUUGGAAAGAACAGCGGGACCUUCUUCCCGACCGAGCUAAGGUCCUUGUUCACCAAAAUCGCUACAGGUAAAGAGACGCCUGAUGAUGUAUGGUACCAGCCAUUGACUGUGAGCAGGGAAGUUCAGAUCACAUCCGAUGGCAAGCAAGAACUGCCUCUUGAGGACAUCAAAGUGCAGGAGGCCAUGAUGGAACUGUCCGCUGUCCUGGAACAGCAAGCCGCCUCAAGGAUGAUCAAUGACGAUGACAGCAGCGAUGACGACGAAAGAGGGAUGGAAGAGACGGUGGGGUACGUACCCCGCGAAGCGCAUCAACAGCUGCAGGAGGUCUUUGCCGAUUUGGAAAAGAGGCUGCUUGAUGAUCCAGUGGCCUUUGAAGGACCCGUCCGAGCCUUUGCAAAGAACUACCUGGAGGCUGUUCAACAGGGAAGGUUGGCUUCGGCAGUGGGUUCCUUUGGCCAGAGCAGGAGUGUCACUGGGAGCAAGAUCAAAAGGACAGGUGAAGAUGUGGCUCCAGACACGUCCCAUCUGCAUGUCAUUGCGGAGACAGAGGAAGUCCAUCGCAGGAAGAUGGCUGUGAAACGUUCAUGACCACAGAGUCCGGCAGUGGGUUCCUUAGGUCAGAACAGGAUUGUCGCUGAUAGCAAGAUCAAAAGGACAGGUGAAGACGUGGCUCCAGACACGUCCCAUCCGCAUGUCAUUGCGGAGACAGAGGAAGUCUAUCGCAGAAAGAUGGCUGUGAAAGGUUCAUGACCGCUGAAUCCGGAACAUUAUAGUCGUGUAUCAGGACUAUUGACCAGAAGCUAUUAAGGGAACAUCCCAUUUGCUUGAUAUGUGAAACAGGGUAUGAAGGUAGAGCUUAAGGCUGAAGACUUGUGAUUGAAAAGCAGCAUCCUGGAGCAAUGGCAGCAUCACAUUGGGAUGUCAUUGCAGAGUUGAUUGAGCUCCACAGUUACGAAAGUCGAAAGCUGAAAAAUUGUAUUGCAAUCCUAAGGGUGUUCCGGCCCCUACAUCAUUGGGCAGUGUGUCAGUUGGAUGUCAGCACAGAGCUGAUAAAGAUCUAUUGCAGGAAUUGUAAACUCGUUCUUAGCGUGUAGUCUAGACUCCACAGCUGAAGAGUUGUGGUAACAUUGUCCAGUAGCUAGGGCGUUGCAGUAUCAUCAAAGAGUUGGUCGUGGUCUAUUACAGGAACUCCAAGAAAAUCUUAAGGAUGGAGCCUGAAGCUGAAGAUUUGUCCAGCAGUUGGGGCCGCAUCACAUUUGAAUAUCUUUCUGUAUGGAGGAAACAGACAUUACGAAAAGCUUUUGUUAAAAAUAUACCCCACCACUAUAGCACAGAAACCAAUGUAAUUCAGGUGGGGUAUCACAACCCCCAUUUUGUUUCUCUCGUUAAAACUUGGACAGAGCCUUGCAGCUCUGCGUAAGAGAUUAUGGUAUUGGAUUGCAGCUGUGCUCUACAUCGUCGUACUUAUUAAAUAGUUUAAACAAACUUUUACUGGGGCUCUGCCUAAAAGGAAAUGAGAAGUAGGAAAUAUACAUUUACUUGUUUUAAGAUAUUUUCAUGUCCAAAAGUCACUCCUAAUUUAGAUGAAGACCAUAAUGAAAGCUUGUAAUGUUAUGAACCAGAGGAAUAUUACACUGAGUUCCCAUAGGAAAUCUAUUUAUUCAGAUGGUCAUAUCUCAGCCAAUACUUAACCUAUUCAAUUGGUUUCCAACAUUUGGACGUUAUUUGUUAUGCUUUUGGAAAAUGAAGAAAAAAUGAAUAAAAAUUGAAAAAAUAGAAUUUUAUUGACGUCACACUUCACCACUCUAUAGAGUGCCAGAUUAAUAUUUUAGAGGUUGAUUUUAUACAAUCUAACUACAUUUUUGUAUACAGAUAUUAUUUUUUAGGCAAUUACUACACUUUAAAACCACCCAUUGGAAGCAAUUUACCAAUGGAUGAAUAAGGAAAACAAGUACCAGUAGUCUUUCUUUGAAGUGGUAUUGUAAAACAUGAUAUUUGAUAGGAUUCUAAGACUGUAAAUGUGUCAUGUAUUGCUUGUUUCGAGCCAGAAGCUCAUUAUGCAAUUGUAGUUAAUACUUGGAAAAUACAUUUCAAUGAGUGAUUUUAAAGGCCAAUGUUUUGAUGCAGUUCAUGAUUGUGUGUGCGUGUGUGUGUGUUUUACAUAUUACAUAAAAAUGCAACUGAAGUAAAUGAUUGAACUAAAAUGUUGUGCCACUAAGCAAA